AUGGCAAAGGGCAAGGCUUCUACUCCUCUCCAGAAAGAGAAAAAUCGCUUUUGCGAUGCCCUAACUCUCGAGAUGAAAAAACUGGUAGAUUUGAUUAUGCCAGAUCUCCCACUGGACUACGAGGAGAACGGCUGUGAGUGGAAACACGCUCGCAACUACGGAAAAGGACGAAUUUUUUAUAACAUCGGACGUAUCUACAAACGAUGUAUGAAUGACAGCCAUAUCCACCGCUACAAAGCGGUAUAUGUAUCAUCAGCUCUCCCACAAGCUUCACUCAAUCAAUUCAUUCAGUUGAGGGCUGUUUUCGAGUUGGCUGGGCAGAAAUAUUCGGAUCAACCAAAUGUGCAUUCAACCGCCGACGAAAAGAUGGCGGUGAUGGGCUGGUUGUUGGAGAAAGCCCAGGGAAGUGUUGCUGGUGAAAUCGCGAAUCAUCCCAAUAACCGAGAAAUUUUGUCCACUCCACGAGCCCGCCUCCCUUCCAAGAAUUUCACUUUCAGCUCCCCACCUCAACUAGCAACGCCUACAACAGACGCACGCUUAGCUGUGUUCAACUCGACACCACAGGCUGGGCCAUCCAAAGGUUCAAGAACCCCCAAUUCCUCUCCACUAUACUCCUCUCCAUGCCCACCACCUGCCCUUAAACGCAAGGCGAUAGGUGACGCAAUGCCUUCCUACCCGAAAAAACACAAAACUGCCGAGGUUUCUGGUGAGACGGUGAGGACUCCUAACAGAAAGGGCAAGGAACGGAGUGUCUUCCUCGGCGUGAUCGAAAUUUCCGACAGUGAAGACAUGAAUGCGAAUGAGGGUGGAUAUGACUUGCCAACCAUUUGGCUUAGCGACAGUGAUGAUUAG
Marasmius oreades (fairy-ring Marasmius) is the source of this 852-nucleotide messenger RNA. RefSeq lists its product as uncharacterized. Lineage: Eukaryota; Fungi; Basidiomycota; Agaricomycetes; Agaricales; Marasmiaceae. Bases 1 to 852 code for a protein of 283 amino acids. The record is from RefSeq and is a predicted model, not a curated record. The transcript has 2 exons.